Molecule: messenger RNA, 426 nt
Organism: Ogataea haglerorum
Lineage: Eukaryota; Fungi; Ascomycota; Pichiomycetes; Pichiales; Pichiaceae
Exons: 2
Coding region: 1-426 (141 amino acids)
Biological process (GO): RNA processing
Source: RefSeq, a predicted model, not a curated record
AUGGCUGAUAAGGCUGUUUACCAGUACAACUUGGCGCACGCUGCCAAAGACCGCCGGCUGCGGCGGCAGCUGCGGCGGCGGUUUGUGAGGACGUGCGACAGACACAGUCUCGUGCUACCGGAGGCGGUGGGAGAAGACGGGUACAUUUUCUGUCACCGGUGCGAGGAGGUUCUUGUGUCGGGAGUCAAUCUGCAGAUUCGUGUGCGGUACGAGAGCAAGGACGGAGUUCGGAAGCGGGCGCUGUGCUACAGAUUGCUCCAAGGCCACUGGCAAUGCGCGCCCAUGCCACGGAAGCUGCCAGUCGCGUGCGCUCGCGUGAGCCCCGACGUCUUUCUAGCGCGGAAGCAACCGGGUGAAUACUGCAUGUCGCGGAGUCGCGGUCGUGUGUGUACCAGUUCUAUUGCAGCAAAUAAUAACCCACAAUAA